ACAUGAAAGGGGGACUAUAUAUGUUGCAAAUACAUAGAGCAGAACUUCAAAAGGAUUAUAUCGAUCUCUUCUCCCUGGUAUCAAAGAUGCUGCUGUAGGAGAGGAAGGAACCAAAAGAGGGGAAACUUAUUCAGUUUAGAAUUUAGAAACUUGCAGGCUAACAGUCUCGUCGAGAAGAUAACAGUGCCAUUCGGGCCUAACCGCCUAGGCUUUUGCUUCGGUGUUCCUCCUUCUUUAAACUUUGCCCUCCUUUGGGCGGCUAGGAUCCACGGAUUCCUCUUUGCGGGCACGAAGUAGGAACUCACCUGCUAGCUAUUGUUCACUUGUUCUGUAUCAUGCCCUUGUGGGGAAGAGAUUGAGAAUCGGGUUAAGUUCGCUGCAAUUUCUGGAAAAAAGAAGUUCAGACUUCAGAGUUCAGACACUGUUUUUUUCGAGUCAGAAACAGAAGGAUGUCCAUGGCUAAGAAGAAAAGAGGAAGUCAAAAUGUGAAGUUUUGUUGUUGUUGUUGUUUACAGCUAUAGGGCAUGUUUUCUUGAGUUUCUCCACCGAGAGGAAAAGGGGCUAGAAAUUUUGCCUGAUCCCGGCAGGAAGUGGAACAAUGGCAAUGCACAAAAACGGCGGGACUUUUGUUCAAACAUUUGCAGCAAAGCUAGGAAAAUAGAAGCAUGAACAGGCCGGAAAGCAAAAGCACACAGCAAGCCAACCUUCCUUUGUUUCAGCUCACAUCCUAUCACCUAUGGAGUGUCGAUCCACUUUCUCCUCCGCUUUGUCUCCUUCCUUUGCUCCCCCUUAGCAUUUGGCACUGUUGAAUUAAGACAGAGAUGGAGAUAGAUGGCAGAAGAAAGUACAAAAGAGAAGCACAAGUGUGGAGUUGAUUACUGAAUGAAUAGAAUUGUUGAAUCAUGAGCGUAUGGGGCCUAUGAAUUCUGAACUUUCAUGGCUGCCUGCCGCCAGGGGCUUUCGAAAACCCUCGCUGCAUGCAUGCAGAUGUAGGCUUCUCAGAAGUUCAGAUCACGCCUGUCUGCCUGUCUCCCCGUUAGCCACUACUCAUCGUGCCGGCCAUUUUCCACUCCCCGCUCUGGCAUGUUGCCACGGCUUUAAAUUGCCCUCGUCUCCGUCGCGGCGAGCAUACACACAUUCACAGACAACACCUCAGUCCACAAGGUGACACGAGUAGAUCAUCAGUGGACGGUAGUGGUAGCUAGCGAGAAGCCAUGAGGUGGGGAAGCAGGAAGCAGCAGCAGCCCGGAACGCCACCGUGCGCGCCGGAGCGAGUGACUGAGACCCCCGGGCGCAAGAAUAAUGGCAAGAGCAAGGCCUUCUCCUUCUCCUUCUCGCCGCUCUCGUGGCUCGCCAAGCUCGGCGCGAAGCAUAAGGUUGACACCAAGCGCGCGCCGGCGUCCACGAACGAGGACGGCGGCGCCACCCCGGCGUUCCCGUCGCGCGUCCCCGAGCGCGCUUGCCGGGCAGCGGAGGUGAUCGCGCCGGCGGGGCGGCCAGGCUCGCCGCGUCGCUCUCCCGUCAAGUUCGCCACGCGGCGGCUCUCUGUUGGCAACGACAACGCCGACGCCGUCGCCGCGCGCGGGCGUCAUCGCUCUCCCGCUGAUGCCGUUGAACAAGUCGUCCAGCGCCGGCUGUCUGUUAGCAACGACAGUGCCGACGCCGUCGCCGCGCGCAGGCACUGCAUGCGCCGGCGCCACCACUCCAUCGGCGGCGAUCACGACAUCCUGGCGCCGCUCGGCAAACUCAUCCCGUUCUCCCUCGCCAGCUCCCCUGCCCCGCCUCCCCCGCCGCAGACGGCACCGUCGGACACGGACGCCGGGAGCGUACGGCUGAGGCGUCGCAGCCGUGGCCGCCGGCACCGCCGCAGCCUCAGCGGCGGCCGCCGGUCGUCGUUCUCCGGGAGGACGACGCUUAGGGUGAAGGUGCGGUCGUCGCGGCGGGCCGGGGCGGACCUGGAGAGCCUCGCCGUGGUGCGGCGGACGCGGGACCCGCAGCGGGCGUUCCGGGAGUCCAUGUCGGAGAUGAUCGCGAGCAGCGGCGGCCGGCCGGAGGAGCUGGAGCGGCUGUUGGCGUGUUAUCUCGCGCUUAACGCCGACGAGCACCACGGUUGCAUCGUCAAGGUCUUCCGCCAGGUCUGGUUCGACUUCGACCACGUCAACGGUCGACCUGCCGCGGCCGACCCGGCCGGAACACUCAGGCCGACACGAGCGGGGGCGGCGGUGAAUUAGGAACCACACUGUUUGUGUUAUGUAAGUUGCUGUAUAUGUAAAUAACGUUUCCCGUCAGAAUUCGUAAUAUUUUGUACUGCAAUCCUGCAAUAUUCAGAAUCUUGAACACCUGAAAUUUCAUA
Molecule: messenger RNA, 2353 nt
Organism: Lolium perenne
Lineage: Eukaryota; Viridiplantae; Streptophyta; Magnoliopsida; Poales; Poaceae
Biological process (GO): negative regulation of DNA-templated transcription
Source: RefSeq, a predicted model, not a curated record